Sander lucioperca (pikeperch) is the source of this 969-nucleotide messenger RNA. RefSeq names its product H3 histone, family 3D (gene h3f3d). Bases 221 to 631 code for a protein of 136 amino acids. Gene Ontology annotation, molecular function: protein heterodimerization activity; structural constituent of chromatin; DNA binding. The record is from RefSeq and is a predicted model, not a curated record. Gene Ontology annotation, cellular component: nucleosome. NCBI's taxonomy places the organism in Eukaryota, Metazoa, Chordata, Actinopteri, Perciformes, Percidae. The transcript has 4 exons.
UACUUUAAAUGCAGAGGCAGUGAUCCUCCUUAUUUCCUCCACUCAGGGAUUUGACUGUGGACCAGUCCUGUUGGCUCAGGGGCGGGACUUCAAGCGGCGCUCCUCUCAGACUAUAAAUACCACCUCCUGCACACCCCCACAGUCAAUAUAGUCAGCCGACGCACAGCGAGGAUACGCUACUUUCCCGGAAAGAAAACACAGAAAGACCUGCAGGUGAAGUAUGGCUCGUACCAAGCAGACCGCUCGUAAAUCCACCGGAGGAAAGGCGCCUAGGAAGCAGUUGGCCACCAAAGCGGCGAGGAAAAGCGCGCCAUCCACAGGCGGAGUGAAGAAGCCCCACAGAUACAGGCCUGGUACUGUUGCUCUGCGUGAGAUCCGUCGGUACCAGAAGUCCACCGAGCUGCUCAUCAGGAAGCUGCCUUUCCAGCGUCUUGUGAGGGAAAUAGCUCAAGAUUUCAAGACUGAUCUGCGUUUCCAGAGUGCAGCUAUUGGCGCUCUGCAGGAAGCCAGUGAGGCCUACUUGGUUGGACUGUUUGAGGACACCAACCUGUGCGCUAUUCAUGCAAAGAGGGUUACCAUCAUGCCCAAGGACAUUCAGCUGGCCAGGCGAAUUAGAGGGGAGCGUGCAUAAAUGAUUCAUUGGAUUUUAUCUUUUUAGUGGGGGGGGUGGGUGGGAUUGACUGGGGGUUUGUUUUGUAAAUCUUGGAACUAUUACCAGCAUGUGUACCACCUAAUUUGCAGUUUCAGGCUUGUUUUUUCCUUUUUGUACUUUUUUCAUUUCACUCUGGACUUUCUCCAACUGUCUAUUCACUGUAGAAUAGAGCAUUCAUAUCUGUAAAUGCUGAAAAACAAUAUUCCACUGCCUUUCUCAGGUUUGCAUACUAUUUUAGAAUCCAUACCUUGUUAUCCUGUGUGUGCAUGUCACAGGAUUUCUUGUUGUGCUGUAAAUAAACUUUCCGCUACCUCAAA